AUGACGAAUGUCCAAUUUCCCGCCAGCGACAUAUACUGGCGUGUGUAUGCCGUACGCGAAAAGCAGCUGAUCUCGAUGUCGCUAGUCAUUGAACAGCAGCGAGUGCAGGAGUCAUUUGAGCGCCAUCCGCCAUCUGGGCCCGCUAUCAGAAGGCCAGCGAGUGACGAGACGAAAUUGGGCCUGCAAACCCAGACUCUGGAUGGAUACAUUGUUGGUUUUUUUUGCAGUGCUGCUCGAUUGGUGGAACGCUCGAAGGGAUUGUCUCUCGUGAUGCAGGAACAUUUUACAAAAAUCCCCACAAAAUGGCAGCAAUUAUCCGUCCGGGUCAUAGAGAAUGCUCGAAAAGAUGUUCCUCCAUACAGCAACAUUUUGACAAUUGCUCGCUACUCUGCUCAUUGGCAUUCAGUUCGAUGACAUGACGCACAAAUGAUUUUUACACUCGCUGACGUUCAGUAUCGAGCGAAUCGGGGAUUAGAUGCUUUUCAAGUACGCCACACACACACACACACACACACACGCUCGCCACUUUGUGUCUCGCCUGGCGCGAAAGCGGACAUUCGUCGUGCGCAGAUCAUUGCUAGGAAAUCGACGACACAACGUACUCAAUGCAGCGGACAUUGGGCUUAAAAUUAAAUUUUAACUCCGUUGCUCACUGGUCUGGCUGAUAAGCAUUCAGCUCCAUGCUGCACAAAUGAUUUUUACUAAAUAAAACAAUGACC
This is a messenger RNA of Drosophila obscura, 719 nucleotides long. RefSeq lists its product as uncharacterized. The record is from RefSeq and is a predicted model, not a curated record. Bases 1 to 414 code for a protein of 137 amino acids. NCBI's taxonomy places the organism in Eukaryota, Metazoa, Arthropoda, Insecta, Diptera, Drosophilidae. The transcript has 4 exons.